AUGGCUCACGCAGCAACAUUGAGUGCAUUGACUGAGGAGCUUAUCCAACUUAUCAUAGCUGAGACGUCUCCAGAGAAAUCCAGAGCUUUGAAAGACACAAGUCUCCAUAGUCUGCGCCAUCACAAUUACCUGCGUACCAACCAAUUUGACGUUGAGAACCAGUUCAACGGACUCGAGGAGAGAUUCCGAGUCCUCGGUCGAGAUGGGUUGGCCGAUGCGCUCAGAGACAACUUAGAUGCACUGCCUAACCUUUCAAACAAGUUUACCCCCGACGCUUUGCAUUUUCUGCUCGAGUUGGCGGAUCAGCCUGUGCAGAAGACAAAGCUGGAAACCCUGGAGCUUCUGCGACAAACUGACUGUGAUCCCACCCUUGGUCUCGAAUGGGAAGAGACUGCCGAUGACGAUGAUUUGGACACUGAUCCUAGUCUCUGGCGCAGCGUCGAUUUCAGAGAUGAUAGCUCCGAAGACACAUCUCUUGAGAACCAGUCAAAUGCGUCACUGGGAUCAGAGGAUACAUCACUUUCCAGCACUCAACCUCAGCAUUCUCGGCGGCCUGCUGACUUGGUCGUUGAGACUCAAGACAUUCUGAGACUCGAUCAGGUACGUGAUAGCCAAUCAUGGAGACCUACCUCUUCAGACCUCCCGCUCGAGGAAAGUGAUAAAACAAUCAUAUCAGAGCUUCAGGCGGUGCGGGAGGUUUUGUUCAUGCUCAGGGGUCUUCCAAACGAUCUCUUCAACUCGGAUUAUAGACCUGCAGUGAGAUGCAAGUUGCAGCACGCCUCGUGGAAAUCAUUUCAGGUGUUGUUGAACGCAUUAGGCGAGUCUGGCAGGGACAUCUAUGUCUUGAGGAGGUUUGUCCAGAAGGACCAGCAAAUACCAUUGCUACAGGUAUUCCGCAAUGCUGUACAGGAGCGGUUGCGACAACUCGACAACAGAAUCUCUGCAAUCGAGAUCUCACUUGUAGAUAUCACUGUGGAUACUGUGGUCAGCCUUGUCAAGGUAGCUGAACAGCUAAGAACACAUCUGCAAGCACUUCGCUCACUGUCCCGCGUUGUUCGACAACUCGAGAGGGAGAAUUAUCCGCACGCUUUCCGCUAUCUCGAAUUGCUUUUUGACUCAGCCGGCAUUGCUCAACUCGAGGGCGACGAUGUUCUCUACAAGUUUCUCGGCACCGUGUUCUUCCAAUGUUUCGAGGUUUACCUUCGACCAAUACGUCAAUGGAUGCAGAAUGGGGACAUUCUAGCAGGCGAUAGAACAUUUUUCAUUGCCGAGGUGCAACCUGGCUUACCAUUAAGUCAAAUAUGGGAAGGUCAAUUUGCCCUACGCAAGUCGGUAUCUGGCGUCUUGCAUGCCCCAGACUUCCUUCAACCAACUGCCGAGAAGAUCUUCAGAACGGGAAAGAGCGUUGUACUGCUGAAGCACCUUGGCAUAUACGUUAUGGAUGAUGCACCCAAUACAGUCACGGAACCCCUCGUCGACUUCGAGGGUCUCGUGGCAACUAGCAUUGGUACAUUUACUCCCUUUCCUGAGCUGUUCAACUCUGUUUUCGAAGCAUGGAUGCAAAGUAAACACCAUUCAGCAUCUACUAGACUCCGACAAGUGCUGUUUGAUCGUUACGGAUUAUGGUCUAGCCUUUCAGAUAUUCACCACAUCUAUCUCAUGGCAGACGGGUCACGUAUGGAUGAAUUUUCCCACGCCCUUUUCAGUAAUCUUGAUCUUCUCAACGUCAACUGGCACGAUCGUUUCCUUCUGACGCAGUCUUUCCAAGACGCUUUUGGACCUGUGGUAGCCGCUCAUUGCGUUGUCAUUUCCGCAGUUGGUAAAGACGAAGAAGAUAUCACAUUGGCGCGCACAUCCGUUCGGAAAUGUCUUCCCAUGGUGACAGUGAACUACCGGAUGCCCUGGCCCAUCCGCAUCAUUGUGUCCGAUGAAAGCAUGGCACAUUAUCAAGCUGUAUUUACACUACUUCUCCAGCUCAACCGCGCCAGCCAAAUGAUACAGAAACGACGACUCAUAAUAGACGGCCUCUACGACCUUACAAGCGGCGAGGCACUAUACUACGGCCUACGCUCGAGGCUCUUAUGGUUCCUUACCUCCUUAAAGUCAUACGUGUCGACCCUGGUAAUCGCGCCGCUCGUCACACAGCUUCGAGAGGGUAUGCGCAUAUCGGAGGAUGUUGACGCAAUGGCACUGGUGCAUUCGACGUUCGUAAAGCGCAUACGGGAUGCUGCGUGUCUCGGUAGCAAGCUUGACCCCAUCCGAGAGUCGAUGCUCGAGAUCAUGGACCUUGCCAUACGACUUGAAGACGCGCGUCAUGCGGAAGCUGUGCGCCACAAAGAAACUCAAGAAAUCUCCCGGUUGUCUGUGUCCGCACCACUCGGAACUUCAAAAGGGAUGUCUGAAAGAUACACAAGUGUUAGUGACGAGGAGGAUCACUCUUUUCUAGAAGAGCGAGAAAAAUAUGUUCCUGCUCCCGUGAAUGUCAUGUACGAAGAUACGCUCUCAGAAAUUCAAAGACACUUCGAUAGACAGCUGAGGUUCAUUUGUGGGGGGCUGCGAGGAGCCGCGAGAGCAAGCAAGGAUGUUGUUGCCGGUCACUGGGAUAUGCUAGCAGAAAUUCUAGAGGUUGGUGUGGAACAGAGUUCUUGGUGA
Truncatella angustata is the source of this 2652-nucleotide messenger RNA. Its product is annotated as Spc97/Spc98 family protein. Gene Ontology annotation, molecular function: gamma-tubulin binding; microtubule minus-end binding. The coding region runs from base 1 to 2652 and encodes 883 amino acids. The transcript has 2 exons. Lineage: Eukaryota; Fungi; Ascomycota; Sordariomycetes; Amphisphaeriales; Sporocadaceae. Gene Ontology annotation, cellular component: gamma-tubulin complex; equatorial microtubule organizing center; centrosome. The record is from RefSeq and is a predicted model, not a curated record. Gene Ontology annotation, biological process: mitotic cell cycle; spindle assembly; microtubule nucleation.